Molecule: messenger RNA, 554 nt
Organism: Eurytemora carolleeae
Lineage: Eukaryota; Metazoa; Arthropoda; Copepoda; Calanoida; Temoridae
Exons: 6
Coding region: 21-533 (170 amino acids)
Source: RefSeq, a predicted model, not a curated record
UUACAAGUGAUGAUGAUGUAAUGGAGCAGUUAAAAUCUCCAAGAUGUGGAUAUUUUUUACAGUUAAACAGUUCAUUAGAGGUUUUUCUGAGAACGCCAAAGAACAGCAGUUACUUUGAAAAUCCCUGGUAUGUUGGCUGGAAAGUUUGCCAGAAAACUAUUAAUGAUAAGUUUGCUCAACUGGUUGGUCGACCAAACUUCUUCCAUGAAAAUGCCUCUAUUUUCACCCUUCCUCAUGUAUAUAUGGGAACUCCUGGGCCCGGAGUAUUUGAAUUCCAUGUUGACCUUCACGUUUCCCCCAGCUGGCAAAUACAGUUGACCGGGAGGAAAAUCUGGAGAGUUCAUCCCCCUCCUGAAUGCUGGAAUACAUGUUCUAAGAACAUUAUUGAGAUUUUGCUAGAGCCAGGAGAUGCCUUGUUUGUUCAAUCUGGAUACUGGUAUCAUGCAACUGAAGUACUUGGAACAAAUCUAUCAGAACUUAGUCAAGUAUUUAUUUUUGAUUAUGAGAGUGGAUUGCUUUCUGAUCUGAUUUAAAAUAAAAAAAAAAAUAUCUUG